AUGGGUUACCUUUUCCUGAUAAAAUAUUUUCGGCAUCUCACCAUCUUCCUUCUUGCUGCUACUGGUGUCAGCCUAGCACUCCUUGAAGAAAUAGCUCAAGAACCAGAAUCAAGACAGCAGAAUGAUGCUGUCCCUCCACUUUGGCAAUCUGCACCAGAAAAUUUAGCAGAUUUUCCAGUACAUGGCAAUAAAAUAUCCAUCAACCCUUGGAAUAACUCAGAGAGAUUGGGAAUGCAUAAGACCUUGCUUCAAGCUACGUCUUUCACUGUGCUUAGAACGAAAAAAGCUGACCCUGACAAUAUUCUAUGGGGAUUGCCCUUGCAGCAUGGCUGGCAAUACAUUACAGGCAGACUAGGAGAUCCAACUAAUGCCACAACAUGCGGCCAUAAAGAUGGAGACAACCUGUGCAUAUCUGUCCACAGCUGGUGGGCUUGUAUGAAUUACUACCUAGCAGUUGUACCCUUUCUGGGGGCACUGGAAAGUGGCGUCUUUGGAGAGCUGGCAUACGAGGUAGAAAUGCUGCCACCAGGUGAUAGAAGAGCUGACUUCUGCCGCAGUGUUGCUGAAUGCAAUGCCCAGGCACCACAACUCAUGGCUACCUGGAGGGCGUUUUUCAAGUACCUUUUAUCAACUACACCAAGCUCUGAAAUACCUGCAGCCCAUUCCUUCUCACAAGUUGAAGCAUUGAACUACAUAUGGAAAGCUCACAUUCUUAGCAUCGCUUAUGCACGUCCAAAGUUUAGAAACCGGAAACCUUUUGUUGCUCAUUUGGAGAAAGGCCAUGUCUACUGAAGAAGGAAGAAAAAACGGCCGCAGACUUAUUGAAAUUAUGUUUUAGAGUAUCCGAUCUCUGGAAAUCCACACUUAUAUACACACACAAAUAAUUAAUUUAAUGGUCUGCUCAGUGGUGAAUUAAUGUUUGGCUGGUGUUUACUACUUGCAUUUGUUUCAAAAUUGCUUGGAAGACUCAUGUUAUCAAUUCUUCGUAUUUAGGUAUAUCUGCAUGGGAUUAAGGCUGCAAUUUAGGCUGUGUACAUGUCAUACUUUAAAGCGCAUGAAUUUCCCCAAAGAAUCCUGGGAACUGUAGUUUGGGCUUAAUUCUGAGUAGAUCUGCAUAAAAUACCAAUAUUAAAAUACCAUAAAUAAAUAAAUAAAAAUCAA
Rhineura floridana is the source of this 1161-nucleotide messenger RNA. RefSeq names its product chromosome 4 C6orf58 homolog (gene C4H6orf58). The record is from RefSeq and is a predicted model, not a curated record. NCBI's taxonomy places the organism in Eukaryota, Metazoa, Chordata, Lepidosauria, Squamata, Rhineuridae.